Molecule: messenger RNA, 441 nt
Organism: Thalassophryne amazonica
Lineage: Eukaryota; Metazoa; Chordata; Actinopteri; Batrachoidiformes; Batrachoididae
Gene: ubl5
Product: ubiquitin like 5
Exons: 5
Coding region: 141-362 (73 amino acids)
Biological process (GO): mRNA splicing, via spliceosome; protein modification process
Cellular component (GO): cytoplasm; nucleus
Molecular function (GO): protein tag activity; protein binding
Source: RefSeq, a predicted model, not a curated record
UAGUCAGAAAAAUUUUACGGUAAGCAGGACUGUGUGCUCUCGAAACGAACAGUUGAAAGAAGUAAAAAAAAAAAAAAAAAAAAAAAAAUCUUACGCUCUCCUGUGAAAUUCUCUUCAGCUACCGGGAACUGACAGCAGAAAUGAUUGAGGUGAUUUGCAACGACCGUCUUGGCAAGAAAGUCCGUGUUAAAUGCAACUCUGGGGAUACUAUUGAGGACCUGAAGAAACUGAUUGCUGCACAGACGGGGACACGAUGGGACAAGCUUGUGCUGAAGAAAUGGUACACGAUAUUCAAGGACCAUGUGACUCUUGAAGACUAUGAAAUCCAUGAUGGGAUGAACCUGGAGCUGUAUUACCAGUAGACCAGUCAAUAGACUGUUGCUGUCAGAUGUCCACAUCAUGUGAUCCAAACCCGAGAAAGAAAAUCACAAUCCAACAACC